AUGAGAGUUUUUUCAAGUGAAAACUCACCCAACAAGGCCACCGACAUCAAUCAAUCUGAUCUGGACUUAGAGGAGGCCAUCAAUGAGGUCGACACUGAGCUGGAUCAUGAGAACAGUAUAAGUGAUGUGGAAAAACUCACCAAGUUGGACGCAGAACAGACAAAGGUGCUCAAUGACGCCAUCAACCAUCGAUGUAAAAAAUUGCGGGAGUGGUUUAGAAACAAUACCAAAGGAAAGACUACGCCUGGCAGGACAUCAACCAGCAAAAUGCUAUCCACGUUGCUUGGCCAGUGUGCACGAGGCACUCAAGACCUCAAGGAAAUUGAAGUAUACUCGCAACUUCACUACGAGUCAAAAGUCAAGCCCUUAGUUUCUGAUGAUAUCAAGGAGAAUAAACUAGUACUACCUGAUCAAAAGCUUCAUGCUGUUCAGCAACACACAAGUGAAUGUUUUGCAAAGGAGCCAGAAGAUGUGAAGGAUGAGGUUCAUAAUGAGACAGUACAUAUUAAUGCUGCCAGAAAGUUGGGAUCAGUUGCACCAGGGCAAGAUCGGACAAAGGAGGAAAUUUACCGUGCAAUUCAAGAGUUGCCCAUCGUGCUGGGUCAAAUAUUUGAAGAACUUUCAACUUUAACGGGAGGAUGGCACUACUCACUUGUUAUGGGUGGACCCAAUCCUUUGUGUGAAGGUGAUAUCAUGACAUUGAGUUAUCAUCAUGGUAAAACCCUGGAGGGUUUGAGCUUUAAGGUGUCAAUGCCUAACUUCCAUGAAAAAAUUUUAUUACCAUUUGAAAGACACCUGGGUCGCAUAUAUGGUUCUUCUGCAAAGGGAACUUCGGUUCCUACAUCCACAUCCAGUUCCCCUCCUCCAUCCACUACUGAUCUCGCUUCGCCAUCUGCACCUAGUUCACCUCCUUUGUUGACCAUGGACCUCAUUCCAACAUCCACACUCACUUUGUCUCUUCCUCCAUCGACUACCGACCUUGCUGUACCAACUCCAUCUCCUCCAUCAACCACGGACCUCAAUUUACUAGAUGAACUGCCAGGCCAGCCAAGUGUCCCCCUGCUACCUAGGCAGGAGUUUAAUACCUCCGGACAGACACUUAAUCCUAUUCCUUUGAUAAGGCAGCCUGAGGGAUCCACACACAUCCAUGACACCGACUUCAAUAUUAUACCACAAUGGAACCAGUGGCAACAUCACCCGAACCCCAACCCAUCUUACACAUCUCCUCAUUCAGCACCUCUAAUAGAUCUAGACUCGCCAAUCAUGUCCUGGAGAAGGGACUAUGUGGAUGGCGGAAAUACAACUUUGUCUGUCGCACUCCCAAGUGCUGCUGUCACACAGCCUCAAGUGUGGUCCCCAUCAGACUAUGUGGGUGAUGGAAAUACAACUUUGUCUGUCACACUCCCAAGCGCCGCUGUCAUGCAGCCUCAAGUGUGGUCCCCAUCGAACUAUGUGGAUGAUUGA
Messenger RNA from Suillus fuscotomentosus, 1464 nucleotides. RefSeq lists its product as uncharacterized. The coding region runs from base 1 to 1464 and encodes 487 amino acids. NCBI's taxonomy places the organism in Eukaryota, Fungi, Basidiomycota, Agaricomycetes, Boletales, Suillaceae. The transcript is spliced from 5 exons. The record is from RefSeq and is a predicted model, not a curated record.